CUCCAGAGGCUCCACCAACCGUGGGCCAUGGAGGAGACGGAAGGGAGCCUGUUGCACCAGUGUCCGUUGCUACUGCCCCAGAACCGAUCGAAAACCGUGUAUGAAGGAUUCAUUACUGCUCAGGGAAGAGAUUUCCACAUUAAAAUAUUGUUGCCUGAAGAUUUGCAACUGAAGAAUGCAAGAUUACUAUGUAGUUGGCAGCUGAGGACAAUACUUAAUGGAUACCAUCAAAUAAUACAACAGAGAAUGAAGCACUCUCCUGAUCUAAUGAGCUUUAUGAUGGAGUUGAAGACGGUUUUGGAAGUUGCCUUAAAGAAUAAACAAGAGAUACAUGCACUACCUCCGCCUCCUCAGUUCUACUCAAGCCUUAUUGAAGAGAUAGGAAUUCUUGGUUGGGAUAAACUUGUAUCUGUGGAUUCUUGCUUCAGUACCAUCAAGUUAAGAGCUGAAGAUGCUUCUGGUAGAGAGCAUCUAAUCACUCUCAAGUUGAAGGCAAAGUACCCUGCAGAAUCACCCGAUUGUAUUGUGGAUUUUCCUGUUUCAUUUUCUGUCUCCUGUACACCACAGAGCUCCAUAAUAAACAUUUAUAGUCAGUUUUUGGCAGCAUUGGAAUCACUCAAGGCAUUCUGGGAUGCUAUGGAUGAAAUUGAUAAGAAGACUUGGGUACUUGAGCCAGAAAAACCUACACGGAGUGCAACAGCACGCAGAAUUGUAGUAGGGAAUAAUGCUUCAAUAAAUAUAGAGGUAGACCCCAGGCAUCCUACUAUGCUUCCUGAGUGCUGCUUUCUUGGAGCUGACCAUGUGGUGAAACCCCUGGGAAUUAAGCUGAGCAGAAACAUACAUUUGUGGGAUCCAGAAAAUACUCUGCUACAAAAUUUGAAAGAUGUUUUAGAAAUUGAUUUUCCAUCUCCUGCUAUCCUGGAAAAAUCUGAUUUUUCUAUGGAUUGUGGAAUUUGUUACGCCUAUCAGCUUGAUGGCGCCAUUCCUGACCAAGUAUGUGAUAAUUCCCAGUGUGGACAGCCUUUCCAUCAAAUAUGCUUAUAUGAGUGGCUGAGAGGAUUACAGACUAGUAGACAGAGUUUUAACAUCUUAUUUGGUGAAUGUCCAUAUUGUACUAAGCCAAUUACCUUGAAAAUGUUUGGGAGGAAGCCCUGAAUAAGAAUGUAACAUUUCUGUGAAGAACUGAACCUUUAAAAAUUAUAUAAAGGAUUUUGUUUGGUAUCUUCAGAGAAAAUAUAAAGCAAGACAUACUAAUAUCAAAAGAAAAAGAAUGGUGACACCAUAGUAAUAUACAUCUGCCUUUGUCUCUUCACUGAGGGUAAACUGGGAAGUUGGAAGU
Messenger RNA from Pteronotus mesoamericanus, 1339 nucleotides. RefSeq names its product FA complementation group L (gene FANCL). The record is from RefSeq and is a predicted model, not a curated record. NCBI's taxonomy places the organism in Eukaryota, Metazoa, Chordata, Mammalia, Chiroptera, Mormoopidae. Gene Ontology annotation, biological process: protein monoubiquitination; interstrand cross-link repair. The transcript is spliced from 14 exons. Bases 28 to 1155 code for a protein of 375 amino acids. Gene Ontology annotation, molecular function: ubiquitin protein ligase activity. Gene Ontology annotation, cellular component: nucleus; Fanconi anaemia nuclear complex.